This is a messenger RNA of Aspergillus homomorphus CBS 101889, 1808 nucleotides long. Its product is annotated as mitochondrial 54S ribosomal protein uL2m. Lineage: Eukaryota; Fungi; Ascomycota; Eurotiomycetes; Eurotiales; Aspergillaceae. Gene Ontology annotation, molecular function: structural constituent of ribosome; RNA binding. The transcript has 2 exons. The record is from RefSeq and is a predicted model, not a curated record. Gene Ontology annotation, biological process: cytoplasmic translation. The coding region runs from base 261 to 1475 and encodes 404 amino acids. Gene Ontology annotation, cellular component: ribosome.
GACAAGAAAGUGCUGUGCUGCAUUCGUCUCCGGGUUCUCACAACACUUGCAAUUGAGCAGGGUGUUGUCUCGGUGGUGUCGGUCAACCGGAUCUUCAUCUCCAACUUGUUUGGCUUGCGUCUUUUUUAUCCUUUGUGUGAACGAGCAUGCUUGGUCACUAACCUGGCACCUGGACCUUCCGCUAUCCUCAAGAUAGCAUUUGCGGCAUUAGCCUGACCUCCGAUUACGAUUCAUUGACCAUUCGGCCUUUCUUAAUCAAUAUGCUACAGCCUCGCGUGGCCUUGACGGGCUUGCGCCUGCCCUUCAGAUUCCUAUCCUCCACAAUCUCAUCCCGGGCAUACUCCACCGUCCGCGAAACCGAAACCCCCUCCUCUGAAGAUUCUACAGCUUUCGACCCCAGCAUCUCCUUUGCUCCUCCGCCCACUCGCGAUGAUUCCGGUGUCAAACUGCGCUCGUAUACACCCCGCACACCCGGUAUCAGACAUUUGCGAAGGCCGGUCAAUGAUCACCUCUGGAAAGGACGCCCCGUGCAUAAGUUGACUUUCCCCAAACGCGGUCAAGCCAAAGGUGGUCGUAACAACACCGGUCAAGUCACAGUCAGACAUCGUGGUGGUGGUCAUAAGCGCCGUAUCCGCGUGAUCGACUUCGCUCGCGCCGACCCAGGUCCUCAUGAGGUGGAGCGCAUCGAACACGACCCGGGCCGGACGGCUCACAUUGCUCUCCUCCGUAGUAAGGAGACCCAGAAGCUCAGUUACAUUAUUGCUGCCGAUGGAAUGAGAGCUGGCGAUGUGGUUCAGAGCUACAUGGCCGGAAUCCCGGAGGACCUGUGGAAGAGCAUGGGAGGCGUUGUGGAUCCUGGUGUGUUGGCCGCUAGAACCGCGUGGAGAGGAAACUGUCUGCCCUUGCACAUGAUUCCCAUCGGUACAUUGAUCUUCAAUGUCGGCCUGCGUCCCGGCCAGGGCGGCCAGCUGUGUCGUAGCGCUGGUACCUUUGCCACGGUGAUCGCCAAGGGCAGUGACGAACAGGCCCGGUAUGAGGAAAACCUGAGGAAAGAGGAGGCUGAAACAGGCAAGACGAAGCGCCGCCAGAGUCAACGCGAGCAACAGAAGCGCGAGCGGAUCGCUACCCAUAUCACUAUUCGACUACAGAGUGGGGAGGUUCGACUGAUCCACAAGGAUUGCUGUGCUACUGUCGGUGUUGCCAGCAACCCCAAUUACCAGUACGCCCAGCUCGGAAAGGCCGGUCGAUCUCGCUGGUUGAACAUUCGACCUACUGUCCGUGGUCUUGCCAUGAACGCUGCCGAGCACCCUCACGGUGGUGGACGUGGUAAGUCCAAGGGUAACGUGGAUCCUAAGAGUCCUUGGGGUUUGCCGGCGAAAUCCGGCUACAAGACUCGUCCCAAGUGGAAGGUCAACAAGGCCGUUGUUGUUCCCCGAGUUCGCAACCAGGGCAAGCGCCGCCGUGGCUACAGCUAGACGUCUUCUUAUGUACAUUUGGUCCCUUUUUCUCGCUUUAUUCACACGCACCAAUCAUUACGUUCGAAGUGUGACUAUAUUCCCUACUCGGUGGGAAAGGUGCCGGGGUGGGUACAGUCACGCCGCUCUGAAUCACUUGCCCAAGACUGCUUCUGAAUGCAUUCGAUUGUAUGUACUUUAUUUCGUCCCCGACACGACUUUUCCCCGAGGGUCUCAGAUAUCUACUCUUGUUACACUGUUUCUCGUCCGGGGUCUCAUGGAAAUGUCCACCUUCAUAUACUCUGGCGUUGUCUCCUGUAUACUACUACAUCGUUGAGAAUUCGAUUAUUUGAC